Messenger RNA from Cutaneotrichosporon oleaginosum, 255 nucleotides. RefSeq lists its product as uncharacterized. Gene Ontology annotation, cellular component: U6 snRNP; Lsm1-7-Pat1 complex; U4/U6 x U5 tri-snRNP complex. Gene Ontology annotation, molecular function: RNA binding. NCBI's taxonomy places the organism in Eukaryota, Fungi, Basidiomycota, Tremellomycetes, Trichosporonales, Trichosporonaceae. Gene Ontology annotation, biological process: mRNA splicing, via spliceosome. The record is from RefSeq and is a predicted model, not a curated record.
AUGGCGUCCACAAUCCUCCCCCUCGAGCUCGUCGACCGGUGUAUUGGCAGCCCUAUCUGGGUUGUCAUGAAGAACGAGCGCGAGUUUACAGGGACUCUGAUGGGAUUUGACGACUACGUCAACAUGGUGCUCAAAGACGUCAAGGAAUACGAGGUCACAGCGCAGGGCAUCGUCGAGACCGCCCUCGGGCAAACGCUGCUGAACGGCAACAACAUCGCCAUGCUCGUCCCCGGCGGCAAGGGGCCCAAGGCAUAA